UCAUUCGCAGUCGAGACAAGACACAAAACACGCUCGUUAAAUCUAAUUAUUUAUUUAUCCUUGAUUAGUCGAUUAAGAUAAUCGCUACAUCUAAACUAUUUUAUGUGUGUCUAAUAUUAGUUUAUUUUUAAAAUAAAUUUUUUAAAGAAGUGAUCGUUGGCUUAAUAAAAAAUGAGUAUCGGACCUAGUUAUCAUUUUGGACAUUUGAUUUUGGAGUACAUGAAGCGGAAUUCCAAUAUCGUGGGCCAGAUAGACGCAGCGACCGGGAAAGAAGAAACAUAUGGAUCAAUCUUGUCUCGUUCGAUUCGUCUAGCGAGAUCGAUGAGAUCUUUCGGUCUAAAGCCUGGAGACGUUCUUGCAGUGGGCGGGAGGAAUCACUUAGAUAUCCGUAUACCGUUUUAUUCGGCUGUUUUUAACGGCUUACCGGUUCUUGGCGUCGAUCCUUAUUUUAAAUACGAUGAAAUUUUAACAUUAUUCAAACAGGUGAAACCUAAAAUAGUAUUUUGUCAGACCGAAUCUCUCGGUGUUCAUACCAAAGUUGCGGCUGAUCUUGGAUUGGACAUAAAAAUUGUUACUUUUGGCGAUAAGGAGUGUUCAUUUUCAAAAUUUAUAGAAGAAUACGAUGACGGAGAGUCCGAGCAAGAAUUUAAGGUACUAGAAAUUGAUAUCGAGAAAAUCUAUGCAUUUCUGGUAUGUACAAGCGGCACCACAGGCUAUGUUAAAGUUGCGGCAUUUCAACACAGACCUUUUAUGAUGAAACUUUUGGGAUUGUUGAAACGACAUGUAAAGGCAAAUAUAAAAGGCACGCGAGUAUUGACCUUAUCCCCAAUACAAUGGAUAACGAGUUAUUUAAUGACUUAUGUUUCCCCUCUCACGGGAGAUACGAUAAUUCAAACGUCUAUACUGGAUGACUUUGAUCAUGUAAUUGAUAUUAUCAACAAGUACAAACCAGUAACAGCAGUACUAAGUCCUACCCUUAUGGCAUUCCUAAUGAGUCGGAAGGACGAUGUAGACUUCUCUAGUUUUAGAACUAUGGGUAUUGCUGGAUCAAAAAUCUACUCAAAUGCCUUAAGGAAAUUUAAGGAGAUUUUAAACGAAAAUACUUUGCUAGGAGAUGCGUACGGUCAGACAGAGAUGAUAGGACCAGUUUUAUUGCCUGGCCCUUUGACACCUCUCGGCAGCUGUGGAAGUCCUUUACCUGGAUACAUUCUUAAGUUAGUCGAUCCCGAUACGAGUAAAGAAAUACUUGAGCCAAACGUUACCGGUGAACUGUGGGCUAAAGGACCGAUGUUUGCAGCAUACUACAAUGACCCAGAGGAAACAGCGAUAGCGUUUACAGAAGAUGGUUUCUUUAAAACCGGGGAUUUGUUCUACAGGGAUGAGAACAAUAAUUUUUACUUUGUCGAGCGUAUUAGAACUCUUAUUAAAUACCAGAAUUCACAUGUGCUAUCAUCGGAGAUAGAAGAGUUAAUAAGUAGGCUUCCGGGUGUGAAGGAGGUAUGCGUGAUAGGCUUGCCUCACGAAGUGGACGGCGAACAUCCAGCCGCGUGCGUCGUGCGCGACAGCAAUAGUUCUGUCACUGCGCAGGAGAUCCGGGACCUCGUAGCCAGUAAAUUAUCAAGAAAUAAAGAACUUCGUGGUGGAGUCAUAUUCGUAGAUAGUCUACCCCAUACGUCUACGGGGAAAGUUGUACGAAAAAAACUAUUGCAACAGAUUGAGAACUGCAAAAUAGAAUAACGUUUAAGAUUCGUAUAAAUAUAAAAAAUAUAUAUAUAUAUGGACAUUACACGAACGUUAGUAUAAUAGAAACAUUAAUAGGUUUAUUGUGAGGUUUUGUUAAAUCAGAAAUUUCCAUUUUUUUUUUCGUACUAAAAUCUAAGAAAACAUAACGUUUCGUGUAUUGAUAUUUCUGUUUAAUUUUCUAUGUUGAAUUAGGUAAAAAUCUAUACAAAAUUACUAUUAAUUAGUGUGACAUUGGUAAUUAGUACAAAUGUAUUUUUGAAAAGAAGUUUUUGUGUACUCUACAUGUAUAUCAUUCUGUCGUAGUGGAGCGAAUAGUUCCGUAAUCCCAGCAGUCGCGGGUUUGAUUCUCAUUCGGGACAAAUAUUUGUGUAAAUAUUAGUUUCCGGUUUUGUAAGUACGGUGUAGCCUUCGUGGAUAUCGAAGAGCAUGGAAGCCGUAUGCUCCGGUUGUUGACAUUCCAGUCAUUACUCGAAGGCAACUUAUCUACUAACCCGCAAUGAAGCAGGUUAAGAUUCAAACCUUCACUCAUUUAUUUACAUCUAUACCUACCAUACGACUGUAUUUAGUACUGGUACUUAUUUAUGUCUGUUAUGAAUGUGUCAGUAAAUUUUGUUCCUGUUUGUAUGAAUUAUACAUCAGUUUACUAGUAUUUAAGUAUGUAUUGUAUGUUAUAAGUUUUGUAUUCAGCAUUUAUAUUGUUGUUAUUAUUAAAAAAAUUUCAUCUA
Molecule: messenger RNA, 2468 nt
Organism: Melitaea cinxia (Glanville fritillary)
Lineage: Eukaryota; Metazoa; Arthropoda; Insecta; Lepidoptera; Nymphalidae
Product: 4-coumarate--CoA ligase 1-like
Exons: 11
Coding region: 172-1737 (521 amino acids)
Biological process (GO): long-chain fatty acid metabolic process; fatty-acyl-CoA biosynthetic process
Molecular function (GO): long-chain fatty acid-CoA ligase activity
Source: RefSeq, a predicted model, not a curated record